Candoia aspera is the source of this 2862-nucleotide messenger RNA. RefSeq lists its product as uncharacterized. The record is from RefSeq and is a predicted model, not a curated record. Lineage: Eukaryota; Metazoa; Chordata; Lepidosauria; Squamata; Candoiidae. The coding region runs from base 117 to 965 and encodes 282 amino acids. The transcript is spliced from 3 exons.
CCGGAAACAGUCGGGGGACUUCCGGAGGCGGGUCCAGCGGCUGGAAGCGGGCCUGGCCUGGGCGUAGAACUUUCCCAGGAAAAAAAGGUGCAACACCUGAGGACAGCCACAGAAGAAUGGCCAGUGAGGCUCAAGAGCCACUCCUGGAUAGCUCCUGUUCUGUCCCUGCAGAAGAUAGCGAUUCAGAUAAUGGCACUGUGAGUAAACAUCGGGACUCUGAUAGAGAUCAGUGUGAGCCUAAGACGGUUGCCAAAGGUUUGGGUGCAGACACCGAAUGUUUGGAAAUGCCACCGCAGCCUGCUGAUUCGUGCCAGGCCACAGAAAUGACAGUGAAACUUGAAGAGGAGCCAAAGACUGAGGCAACCUUGGUGCCUCCUCCUGUGGAGGGAGCUGUCCCUGUUCCAGUGCCACCCUUGAGCGAAGGGAAAGGAUCAAAACGGAUGAUGGAGGAUGAUGCUGACACUUUUAAAGAAAUGCCUGAUGUCUGCCAGGAAGCUAGAGAGCCAGGAAGGGCUAUGCUGCUGCCCGACCUCUUUGGGGAAGCUCAGGAAGCACAUAGCAGUUCGGACGUCAGCCGGGCAGGAGGCUGCACAAAGGUGGAACAGGCUAUCCCAUGCCUGUCCAACAUGGUCUCAGAAAACCAGCGCAAACGCUUUCGGGGCUUUGCAUACAAAGAGACAGAAGGUCCCCAAGUGGCUUAUGAGCGGCUCCAGGAUUUGUUGUUUCAGUGGUUGAAGCCGGAGGCCCGCAGCAAAGAGGAAAUUGUUGAGCAGCUAGUCCUUGAGCAGUUCCUGAAUCUCCUCCCUGAGGACGUCCAGAAAUGGGUCCGGGAGCGUCACCCAGAAAAUGGGGAUGAGGCUGUCGCCCUGGCAGAAGACUACCAAUUUUUGCAUCCUGAGCCUGGACGGCAGCCCUAUCCAGAGAGGGCGAGGCAGCGGGCUUCAGCAAGGAGUUGGCUCCGCUGAAGUCUCAGGAACAGACAGGCAGGAAGGGCUGCUUCUGAGGAGACUCAAGGACCUAGUAAUCUACCAAGCUGAAGAAUUUUGGAGUCACAAGCCACACCUCAUCUUUACUGAGUACGCAAAUGUCUUUAAACCUUUCCCUACUGGGGAACCCCUCUCCCAGGGAAAGCCUAUGCCUUGUCUGAGUGUAUCAGGGUACAUCUGAGUGUCUGUAGGAGGAGAAAGACCGGUAAAACCAUGUUUGGUCCUUACUCCGCCCCAGGGCAUGCCUCUGUGCACUUUGCAGCACAGGGAUCAGUUGGGAUGAAGACAAAAAGACAUGUGGAAGGGGAAAGGCUGGAAUGGAUGUACUUGUGAGCCCUCUGAAGCAGUUCAGAAGAGAGGCAAUAAGAGAAAAACAACAACACACCACCUGACUCAGGUUGACCUGAUGUAUCUGAGCCAGCUUCGGCAUCGCCUCUACUGUGGAUUACAUUUCUCUCCUCCAACUCUCCAAAAGUUGCUUGGGUAAAUCCACUUUGUCCUACCCAUCUGCUAGCCGGCAAUACAGUAGUAGAGAAUAACAUCAAUGUUUUGCUUUUCCAUCCUUUCCUUCAAAGCACCGUCUUGCGUGUUGAAGAGGUUGAUCUCCUCUGCGUGCCUUUUCCGGGAGACUCGAUGCAGGCCACAGCUGAAACCUCCAGAGCAUCGAUUGAAUGCUGCUCCAGAACAUUUCAGGUGGAGAAGCAUCUCAGUGCAGAGGUGGUUCGGUAACGCUAGGCUCCUGCCUCAUGCUUACCGCUUCCCCUUGUCAGUUUGUCUGCUGUGGGCAUGUCAUUGCUAGCGAGAGCUUCCACAUCUUUGCAAGCCCCACAUGGCUGUGCGUCUUCUGAUGGGCUGUUACAGGCAUGCAUUGGUUAGAUCUUACGGAAGUUCCCCAAGGAGAUUUGCCAGGAGACUGGGCAGACCCAUCCAGAAAACCAGCACAAACGUUUUUUAGCAGCAGCCGCACCAUGAAAAAAUCAAUCUAGCAAUCUCCUCUUAGAGAUUCCAAAGGGGCUGAUUAUUUGCUAGAAAGACACUUAAUGUUCUGAUUGGCAGACCGACCUCCCCCUUGUGAGGUUUGUGUAACAUUGCCAAUGGCUUGGACAGGAUUUAAAGCCUGCCAUUCUGCUGUGCAAGUCAAAUUAAUCACACACCCCCGUGGACCAGCUGUGGAUUGCACGUCAUACACAUUGAACACAUCAGUCCAUCUUCUCUUUAGCAGCAAAUUGGAGGAAAUUAGUUAGGAAAGAAAGAGUCAUAGCUGCCUUUUCUCUUUUCUCCAGAUCACAUAUUAAUAUUACUGCACCAGAAUUCCUGUUUGUAGAAGAACUAAGUUUCUGAGUCUCUUUGCAGUCCCUAACACAAUGUAGCUUACAUUCUUGCCUUGUAAAAGAUGGCCAGAUUUUUAGCUGUGCUUUUAUUUGCAUAAACCAAUUGGGGUGAGGGUGUAUUUCUGGAUCAGUGCAUGGAAGAAAGAGUCCUUCCCACACAUUGACUGAAGAUACAGUACCAUCUAUUCAUAUUCUUCAAAGCUACCUUUCUGGACUUUUUGUAUCAGUCUUGCUAAAUUCAGAGAAAUUUGGUCGCUUCUCUCAAGGCCCUUAUAAUCCAGCGGUUGCUAGAUCCACUCACGUUUGAUUUCCUUUAACCGUUCCUCAGAAUACAACCUGUGCUUGAAGUCUUGGGCCAUAAGCGUCAGUGGCUGGGUUUGCACAACAUACAAAUCAAGGGACGUGACUUUUUCUCUGACCCAGCGGACUUGCUUGGUCUAUGAAUGGCAUACCGGGAUGCUGCUCUCCUGGAGCCGGGACAGAAACUCAGUUUGACUUAAAUUUCAUUUAUGUGAAACUUUAAUAAAAGCUAAAUAUAAAUACAA